AUGUGGCUUCAUGUAGAUGGUGCUUUUGGUAGCUUAGUCAUUCUUGAUCCGAAACGCCGCCACCUCGUUUCUGGUAUUGAUCAAUCUGAUUCACUUGCUUUCGAUUUUCAUAAGUGGCUUCAUGUACCAUACGAAUCGGGUUGUGUUCUUGUCCGCGACCCCAAUCUACUUCUUCAAACGUUUUCUGCCAAUCAAUCCUAUUUGUUAAAAUUCGAACGCGGGAUUACUGGUGAUGCUCCCUGGCCUAAUAGUUUAGGUCCUGAAAUGUCACGCUCAUUUCGUGCUCUCAAAGUAUGGUUUACAUUAAAAGAGCACGGGAUGAAAAAAUUAGGUGAAAAGAUUGCUGAGAAUUGUGAGCAAGCUCAAUAUUUAGUAUCUCUCUUGGAAAAACAUAACAGUUUCGUUCGGAUUGCUCGUCCUGUCGUACUCAGCAUUGUCAACUUUCGAUUUGAACCAAACGAACUUUCCAAAGCCAACCCUGAAGUAAUUGAUGAUUUCAACAACGAGCUCAUGGCCGAUAUUCAGGUAUCAGGUGUUGCAGCUCCGUCGACUACACGUAUUGCACAACGCCUCUACAUUCGUGUUGCUAUUACCAGUCAUCGAUGUAACCUUCAAGAUUUCGAUCUUUUUGUCGAGACUCUUAUGAAAUUUUAUCAUUCUCGACUACGAUCCAUCGGUGACAAAAAUGUGAACUGA
Messenger RNA from Rotaria sp. Silwood2, 696 nucleotides. The record is from the annotation of a GenBank genome assembly. Lineage: Eukaryota; Metazoa; Rotifera; Eurotatoria; Philodinida; Philodinidae.